Cadophora gregata is the source of this 270-nucleotide messenger RNA. RefSeq lists its product as uncharacterized. The record is from RefSeq and is a predicted model, not a curated record. The transcript has a single exon. NCBI's taxonomy places the organism in Eukaryota, Fungi, Ascomycota, Leotiomycetes, Helotiales, Ploettnerulaceae. The coding region runs from base 1 to 270 and encodes 89 amino acids. Gene Ontology annotation, molecular function: oxidoreductase activity; FMN binding.
AUGGGCUCAAUCACUCAAGGUCACGAUACUCGCAAGCUAUUCACUCCCCUCCGCCUCGGGACCGUGAACCUUUCGCACCGCAUUAUCAUGUCCCCUCUCACCCGAGCUCGAUGUCCCGGUAGCAUUCCUACAUCUUUGGUAGAAGAGUACUAUACUCAAAGAGCUACACAGGGUGGACUGUUGAUCAGCGAGGGGAUGCAUCCUAGUUUGAUGGUUGGAUUCCAUCCAUGGUUACAAAUCCGCCUUCCAAAUGCUAAUGGGCAAAUCUAG